CUUAUCACUGAUAAGUGUGAUAACUUAUCAACCUUCUAUCUCUGUCUCUGAGGGUCAGCCUUUUUCGUUUGAAGAUGGAGGAGAACAAAAAACCCUAGAAAACCAUUUCCAAAACGACGACUUAAUCAAAACCCGACUCUGACGAAACACACCAGAUCCGAACCUUGGAGAGGUUAAUGAAAUGUCGUCUCUGAGCAGAGAGUUAGUUUUCUUAAUCCUCCAGUUCUUAGAUGAAGAGAAGUUCAAGGAAUCUGUUCACAAGCUAGAGCAGGAAUCUGGGUUCUACUUUAAUAUAAAGUACUUUGAAGAGAAAGCUUUAGCUGGUGAGUGGGAUGAAGUGGAGAAGUAUCUCUCAGGGUUUACCAAAGUUGAUGAUAAUCGUUACUCUAUGAAGAUUUUCUUCGAGAUCAGGAAGCAAAAGUAUCUCGAAGCUCUAGAUCGUAAUGACAGAGCAAAAGCUGUUGAGAUAUUAGCUAAAGACUUGAAAGUCUUUGCUACCUUUAACGAGGAGCUUUACAAAGAGAUUACUCAGCUUCUCACUCUUGAGAAUUUCAGGGAGAACGAGCAAUUGUCUAAGUAUGGUGAUACAAAGUCAGCGAGGAAUAUAAUGUACACUGAGUUGAAGAAGCUCAUCGAGGCGAAUCCUCUGUUUAGAGAGAAGCUAGCCUUCCCUAGCUUCAAGGCUUCUCGCCUGAGAACUUUGAUUAAUCAAAGCUUGAAUUGGCAGCACCAGCUAUGUAAAAACCCGAGGCCUAAUCCUGACAUCAAGACAUUGUUCUUGGAUCACUCUUGCAAUGCAGCAAACGGUGGUGCUCGUGCACUCACUCCUGUGAAUCUUCCUGUUGCGGCUGUUGCUAGACCUUCUAACUUUGUUCCUCUUGGAGUACAUGGUGGACCCUUUCAACCUACUCCUGCUCCGGCUCCUAAUCCCAAUGCUCUAGCUGGCUGGAUGGCUAACCCAAAUCCUUCCUCAUCAGUUCCAUCUGGUGUCGUGGCUUCUGCUUCUCCUUUUCCUAUGCAGCAGCCAAAUCAAGUUAAUGCUCUGAAACAUCCUAGACCACCGUCAAACUCUCUAGGAUUGAUGGAUUAUCAGAAUGCUGCUGAUCACGACCAGCUCAUGAGACGUUUACGGUCUGCACAAAAUGAGGUCACAUAUCCUGCUCAUUCUCAUCCUCCCUCUGCGUCACUUGAUGACCUCCCUAGAAAUGUUGUGAGUACAAUGCGCCAAGGUUCGGUGGUGAUGAGCAUGGAUUUUCACCCUGCGCAUCACACUUUACUCGCUGUUGGCGGUUCGAGAGGCGAAGUCAGCUUGUGGGAAGUUGGAUCCAGAGAGAAGAUCGUCACAGAGCCUUUUAAGAUAUGGAAUAUGUCCGCUUGUUCUGGUGUCCUCCAGGGUACUAUUGUCAAAGAACCAUCAAUAUCCGUCACUCGUGUAGCAUGGAGCCCAGAUGGAAAUUUCAUUGGUGUUUCAUUUACUAAACAUCUGAUUCAUGUAUAUGCGUACCAAGGCUCAGACCUACGCCAACACCUUGAGAUUGAAGCUCAUGUUGGCCGUGUGAAUGACUUGGCGUUCGCCCACCCAAACAAGCAAAUAUGUAUUGUGACUUGUGGGGAUGACAAAUUGAUCAAGGUGUGGGAUAUAAACGGGAAGAAGCUUUACACCUUUGAAGGCCACGAGGCAUCGGUUUAUUCCAUUUGCCCUCACCAGAAGGAAAAUAUUCAGUUUAUAUUCUCAACUGCUCUUGAUGGUAAGAUCAAGGCUUGGCUCUAUGAUAACGUUGGUUCUCGGGUUGAUUACGACGCACCAGGACAGUGGUGUACAACGAUGUUAUACAGUGCUGAUGGAAGCAGGUUAUUUUCUUGUGGAACGAGUAAAGAAGGAGACUCUUUCCUUGUUGAGUGGAAUGAGAGCGAAGGUGCACUGAAGAGGACCUAUGUAGGGUUUAGGAAGAAAUCAAAUGGAGUUGUUCAGUUUGAUACAACUCGUAACCGUUUCUUGGCUGUUGGUGAAGAUAAUCAAGUCAAGUUCUGGGACAUGGAUAAUACAAAUCUGUUGACUACUAUUGAGGCUGAAGGAGGACUUCCGAGUCUUCCACGUUUGAGGUUCAACAAGGAAGGAAAUCUUCUUGCAGUCAGUACAGCGGAUAACGGAUUCAAGAUCCUUGCAAAUGCGGAUGGUCUUAGAACCUUAAGAGCAUAUGAAGCAUCUAAAGCCUCCAUCGAGAUGAAGGUAUCAACUUCCGCAAUGGUUUCAGCCCUGAGCCCAGUUGUUGGUAAAAUUGAACACAUGGACACAAGCUCUCCUGCAAGGCCCACACCAAUUCCUAAUGGGAUUGAGGCAAUGUCAAGAAGUAUAGAAAAGCCAAGAAACUUGGAAUCUGUUGUUGAUAAGUCUAAACCCUUGGAGCUAACAGAGAUUGUUGAUCCCACUCAGUGCAGACAAGUGACCAUGCCAGAUAGCAAGGAUUCUGUGAGCAAGGUUGCUCGGCUUCUUUAUACUAAUUCCGGUGUUGGCGUAUUGGCUCUGGGAGCAAAUGGUGUUCAAAGACUAUGGAAGUGGAGCCGCAAUGAGCAGAAUCCAACUGGGAAGGCAACUGCAAACUUAACUCCACAGCAUUGGCAGCCUAACAGCGGUCUCCUAAUGGCAAACGAUGUUUCUGAGAAUCCUGAAUCAGCUGUGCCAUGUAUAGCGCUUUCUAAGAACGACUCUUACGUGAUGUCAGCUUGUGGUGGAAAGGUUUCCUUAUUCAAUAUGAUGACUUUCAAAGUAAUGACAACGUUCAUGCCACCACCACCAGCUUCAACAUUUUUGGCAUUUCACCCGCAGGAUAACAACAUUAUUGCAAUCGGUAUGGAAGACUCUAGUAUCCAUAUCUACAACGUCAGGGUUGAUGAGGUGAAAACAAAGCUGAAAGGUCACCAGAAGCAUAUAACCGGUCUAGCAUUCUCUACUGCACUCAAUACCCUCGUCUCUUCUGGUGCUGAUGCUCAGCUCUUCUUUUGGACCGCUGACACAUGGGAAAAGAAGAAAUCUUCGGCGAUAUCACUUCCACCUGGAAAAGCACCGGUGGGUGACACACGUGUCCAGUUCCACAACGACCAAGUCCAUCUGUUGGUUUCACAUGAGACGCAGCUUGCCAUUUACGAUGCUACAAAGAUGGAAUGUAUACAUAAGUGGGUGCCACAAGAAGCUCUCUCUUCUCCCAUAACCUCUGCAUCUUACUCAUGCAACAGCCAGCUGGUUUAUGCGUCAUUCGCUGAUGGAAACAUUGCUGUCUUUGAUGCUGAUUCCUUGAGACUCAGAUGUCGCAUUGCUCCUUCUGCUUACAUGCCUCAACCAAUACCCAACAGUGCACCGAUCAUUCCACAAGUGAUCACAACACAUCCACAAGAACCGAAUCAGUUAGCAGUUGGACUUUCUGAUGGUUCAGUUAAAGUGAUUGAGCCAUCGGAAGCUUCGAGAAGAUGGGGCGUAGGGGUUGCUGUUACUGCAGAUAAAUCAGGGGCAGAGAACGGACGGCCAUCGAGUUCAUCGGCAGCUAAUAAUAACUCGAGUUCAGAUCAUCAGAUGCAAAGGUAAGAAGAAAAGGAAAAACAGUUUGCUGUCAGUUAAAGUUAGUUGACAGAGUUUAUUUUGGGUUGUAAAGUUGUGAUAGCUUGUGUGCCUGUUUUUUUUUUUUUUUUUGUAAAUGAGAUCCUUUAAAUUAAAUCAGUAGGGCUUAUCAACAGUUUUUUUUUGGUAUUUGUUGGCGUUAUUAUUACAUUAAAAAAAGCUUUACUCUUGAAUGUACCUUUUAAUAUAUGACUUUUGAGUAAUUUAUGCUGUCA
Molecule: messenger RNA, 3828 nt
Organism: Brassica rapa (field mustard)
Lineage: Eukaryota; Viridiplantae; Streptophyta; Magnoliopsida; Brassicales; Brassicaceae
Product: topless-related protein 2
Biological process (GO): regulation of DNA-templated transcription
Molecular function (GO): protein binding
Source: RefSeq, a predicted model, not a curated record